Molecule: messenger RNA, 1893 nt
Organism: Helianthus annuus (common sunflower)
Lineage: Eukaryota; Viridiplantae; Streptophyta; Magnoliopsida; Asterales; Asteraceae
Product: disease resistance protein RUN1-like
Exons: 5
Biological process (GO): defense response
Molecular function (GO): ADP binding
Source: RefSeq, a predicted model, not a curated record
UAUCCAUCACGCAGUCAUGAAGCAAAACGCAUCAAGGAAAUUGUUGGUACAAUUUCUCGUAGGUUGUCUUCACUAUUUACAAACGUCAAUAAAGACCUCAUUGGAAUAGAGACACGCUUACAGGAUCUGAAAUCAAAGUUGAAAAUGGAGUCAGGUGGGGUACGCAUUAUUGGAAUAUGGGGAGUUGGGGGUGGUGGUAAGACUACUCUCGCAUCUGCUGCUUAUGCGGAAAUCUCUCACCGAUUUGAAGCUCACUGCCUUCUUGAAAAUAUUCGUGAGGAGUCAAACAAGCAUGGUUUGACAAAGUUGCAAGAAAAAUUUCUCUCACUUGUUUUGAAAACAAAAGACGUGGUAGGGAGUGAGAUAGAAGGAAGAAGCAUGAUAGAAAGAGGGUUACGUAAUAAAAGUGUUUUAGUUGUUCUUGACGAUGUUGAUGACCUCAAGCAACUAGAGGCAUUAGCCAGAUCGCAUGCUUGGUUUGGUGAGGGGAGCAGGGUAAUAAUCACAACCAGGGAUGAGCAUUUGCUAACCCGCCAUGCAGAUGAAGUAUAUGAAGUGAGUUUGUUAUCAAGUGACGAGGCUAUGGAGCUCUUCAACAAACAUGCAUAUCAUAAAGAUAAACCUAUAGAAGAUUACGAGAUGCUUUCAAAAGAGGUAGUUUCUUAUGCUAGUGGGCUUCCAUUAGCACUUGAAAUUCUAGGUUCUUUUCUAUAUGACAAAAACAAGGAUGAGUGGAAGAGUGCAUUGGCCAAGUUAAAAUGCAUCCCAAAUGUUACAGUCACCGAAAGACUCAAAAUAAGUUAUGAUGGACUUGAACCCGACCAUCAAAAAUUAUUCUUAGAUAUUGCUUGUUUUUGGAGGAGAAAAAUCAUGGAUGAGGCAAUGAUGGUGCUUGAUGCUUGUAAUUUACACCCUCGUAUAGGGGUGAAGGUGUUAAUUCAAAAGUCUCUCAUAAAAGUUGAUUCAGAUGGACUAUUUGACAUAAAAGUAUUUGAUAUGCAUGACUUGGUAGAAGAAAUGGCUCACUACAUUGUUAGAGGGGCACACCCUAAUAAUCCUGAAAAGUAUAGCAGGAUUUGGAAGAUGGAAGACAUAGCAUACCUCUGUGAUAUGGGGGCAGAUGCAGUGCCAAUGGUUAAAAUUAUCUUUGCAAUAAAAUAUUUCAUAUAUGAAACUGAAGUAUUAGCUUUCCAAAGUACUAUUGGUCAUCCGGGUCUAUCUGAUGUUGUUGCAAGCAUGAAGAAACUUCGGUGGAUUCGUAUUCAUGGGUAUAUGACAUCUUCAUUCCCAUCAAAUUUUCAGCCAAGAGAGCUUGGUUAUCUACAGUUGAUAUUCAGCCGACAAAAAGAACUGUGGCAUGGGUAUAAGCAUCUACCAAAUUUGAAAAUUCUUGAUCUUACGAGAUCAUAUGGACUAAUCAGGACACCAGAUUUUGACGGCCUUCCAUGUCUUGAAAGAUUGAUUUUAGAGGAGUGUGAGAGUUUAGAAGAGAUUCAUCCAUCAAUUGGAUAUCACAAAAGGCUUGUUUUCGUGAACAUGAGAUGGUGUAGAGCACUUAAAAGGUUUCCACCCAUCAUACACAUGAAAACAUUGGAGACUCUUGAUCUCAGUCGUUGCAAACAACUUCAACAGUUUCCGGAUAUCCAGUCGAACAUGAGUCUACCGUGUCUUGAGAGAUUGAAUUUAUCAUGGUGUGAGAGAUUAGAAGAGAUUCAUCCAUCAAUUGGAUAUCACAAAAGGCUUGUUUCCGUGGACAUGACCAGGUGUACAGCACUUAAAAGGUUUCCACCCAUCAUACAGAUGCAAAUGUUGGAGACUCUUGAUCUCUCUUAUUGCAAACUUCAACAGUUUCCGGAUAUCCAGUCGAACAUGAUUAAAGACAAAUUAGCUUAG